Messenger RNA from Colletes gigas, 1011 nucleotides. RefSeq names its product mitochondrial inner membrane protease ATP23 homolog. The transcript is spliced from 5 exons. Gene Ontology annotation, biological process: mitochondrial proton-transporting ATP synthase complex assembly; mitochondrial protein processing. The coding region runs from base 83 to 829 and encodes 248 amino acids. Gene Ontology annotation, molecular function: metalloendopeptidase activity. Gene Ontology annotation, cellular component: extrinsic component of mitochondrial inner membrane. NCBI's taxonomy places the organism in Eukaryota, Metazoa, Arthropoda, Insecta, Hymenoptera, Colletidae. The record is from RefSeq and is a predicted model, not a curated record.
ACGUGAUGUGAGAUACAGUUAUUUCUAUAUUAAUUUUGUGUUUUUUUAAUCGGCGAUAUAAACCAUAAUUAUUCAUAUAAUUAUGGCGAUUACGAAAGAGGAAAAGGAAAAACAAUCAGUUCCAAGUACAAAUACCGAUGAAGAGUUCGCAAAUUUGGAUCUUUAUCCGGAAAGGAGAGGACAGAAAUCCCGUAGUUGGUUUAAUAAAUUGUUACGCGUAGACGAACGAGAAGUAUUGUCCAGGCUCAAGUGCGAAUCAGCUGUUUACAAGUGUGUGACAGAGAGUCCUCUUGUUAAACUUAUGAUGGCAGCAUUAAAGAGUGCAGGAUGUGAAAUUGAUAUUCGUCGACAUAUUUCGUGCGAACUGUGUGACACGUCGGUGACAGGUGGAUACGAUCCAGUACUAAAUCAGAUCGUCGUUUGUCAAAAUAAUUCUAAAGGGAUAGUUCAAGGUGUUUUGAGCCACGAAAUGGUCCAUAUGUUCGAUGCUUGCUGUAAUAAUUUCGAUUUCACCAAUCUAGAGCACUUGGCUUGCUCAGAGAUAAGGGCAGCAAAUUUGAUGCAUUGCAGUUUUCUUAGUGCUUGGACACAGGGAGUUGCUUCGUUCUUUAAUUUUAAAGAAGCACACCAGAUUUGUGUUAAGAAGAAGGCUUUAGAUUCGAUACUUGCUGUACGAAAAGUUACCGAGGAUGAAGCACGAGCAGCGGUGAUGAAAGUUUUUGAUAGAUGUUAUAAUGAUUUAGAACCUGUCGGAAGACGUCUUCGUAGAAAUUCGCUGGACAUGGACAGAGCGUAUUUAGAAGGGCCAUUAUAUGGAUAUUCAGAUUAAGAUAAUUUGCAAUAGUGUUUUCAGUUCUCAAUAGCGUUCUAGUUUAAAAUAAACAGUAAUGUGUUCAAUUAUAAUACUUCGCGGAUUAAUCGCACAUUUUUAUACAGAAAAUUUUUAUUAUCUUGUCACAUCAUACGACGAUGCAUCAUAGAAUUAUAGUACAUACUACAUACACUGUAUUA